This is a messenger RNA of Debaryomyces hansenii CBS767, 951 nucleotides long. It is a transcript of the gene PGA34, whose product is annotated as Pga34p. NCBI's taxonomy places the organism in Eukaryota, Fungi, Ascomycota, Pichiomycetes, Serinales, Debaryomycetaceae. The transcript has a single exon. The record is from RefSeq and is a predicted model, not a curated record. Bases 1 to 951 code for a protein of 316 amino acids.
AUGUUAGUUGGAUGUAUUUUACCAUUGGCCUUAUUGGCUGCCGCCGGUGUUGAAGCUGCUGAAACCACUACCACCUUGCAGCUGACCAUUACUAUCACCAAAACUUUAUAUUCCCCAGAAGAAUCCUCUUCGAUGUCUGCUGCUUCUGAAGCUUCUGUUUCCGAGGCUUCUGUUGCUUCUGUUUCGUCCGCUUCAUCUGCUAGUGCAGCUUCUGCCGCUUCUGCUUCUAAAGCUUCUGAAGUUAGUGCUGCUUCUAAAGCUUCUGCCGCUUCUGUUGCCUCGUCUGCUUCUGAAGCCAGUGCUGCUUCUGUUGCCUCUUAUGCUUUUGAAGCCAAGGCUGCCUCUGCUGCCUCCAAGGCAUCUGCCGCUAGUGCUGCUUCUGAUGCCUCUAUUGCUUCUGCUGCCUCCAAGGCAUCUGCCGCUAGUGCCGCUUCUGAUGCUUCUGUAGCUUCUGAGGCUUCUGUUGCCUCUGUCGCUUCUAAGGCCUCUGUUGCUUCUGAUGCCUCUGUCGCUUCUGUUGCUUCUGUUGCUUCUGUUUCUUCUGCUAGUGCCGCUGCUGCUGCGAAGUUAACUUCUGUCGCCCCAGCUCCUACAGCAGAAUUCAAUGUUUUGAAAGGUAACGCUAUUGCUGGUGAAUUCAGAGUUGUGAACCAAACAACAACCAGUGCACCACCAUCUUCUACUUAUGUCGCUCCUAAUACCGGUUACAAUGCUACUGUUAUUGGUUCUCAUAGCAAGAACACUACCGCCAUUGGUGGUCAUCACAGCAAAAAUACAACUGUUGCUGGAGGAAAGCGUUCAUCGACCUCGUCGCCUGUCAGAUCCUCAACAAAGGCUUCAUCUGGUUCGUCGAGUUCAUCCUCUCAAGCUGGUGCCGUUGUUAACUUUGGCGAUGCAAGCAAGGGUGUUGCUUUAGGUUUCAUUGGUGUUGUAGCUGCUGCGCUCUUAUAA